Cylindrotheca closterium is the source of this 717-nucleotide messenger RNA. NCBI's taxonomy places the organism in Eukaryota, Bacillariophyta, Bacillariophyceae, Bacillariales, Bacillariaceae. The record is from the annotation of a GenBank genome assembly.
AUGAAGGUCCCAGCCGUACUUGCGGCUGCCAAGAAUCCAACUACCAUUCUAGGUUAUGGCUCGCUCUUGUCUGAAGCUUCUGCCCGUGUUACGUUUCCAGACCUUUCCAAUUUUCGGCUUGUUCGACUGCGAGGCAUGAGACGAGUAUUUGCGCAUCCACACUUGUUUUUGGUUUCGGAAGCUUUGGUGGACCCAGCUACAUCCUUGUGCUUAGCAUCCCUAUCGACUGAGCCUUGUAAUGAUAUGGAAAUAGGUUUUGUAGCUGCUGCGUUUGAUGUCAGUCUUGAUGAAGAACAGCGUCUUGCGUUUGUGAAACGAGAACCCGACUACAGUAUCAUGACGGCACCCUACUAUGAUAUCGAUGGACAUGGUGACAAAGAUCACUCCACUGAAAAAGGGAUUAUUUGCAUUGGCUGCAAGAACGACGAUAAACUUCCUGCAUUUUUGGAUGAGCCGAGAAGUCAGUUGGCAGCUGUGGGAAGAACCGUCUGGACUUGGAAAACAGAUUCAGGUUUGUUACCUGCUGACAUGUACCUUCGCCAUUGUCUGUUGGCAGUAAAUAAGGCUGGCGAAAAAGCUGAGCAAUCAUUCUUGGACGAGACAUACUUGAUAGAUCGAGAAACGACACUGAGAGAGUAUCUAUCUAGAGACGGAAAUGAGGAAAGAGUGAUGGGUUCACUACCUCCUAAGCGACUACUUGAACGAUUCAAUGGCUAA